ACCUGUAGGCGGCAGCACCGCGAACUACAGGACUGGAAAAAUGGCGGCUGGAAGUGCAGGCGCAGGCGGCCACAACAGUGGCUCGUCGCCUGCUCUGGAGUCCACUUUAGACCGUCGCUUUCAGACUGUAACCAACACAAUGGAAUCCAUUCAGGGACUAUCCCUCUGGUGCAUCGAGAACAAAAAAUAUCACAGCGUGAUCGUGCGGUACUGGAUGAAGUGGAUGCGCAAAUCGGAAGCAUCUCACAGGCUUAAUCUCUUCUAUUUGGCUAAUGAUGUCAUUCAGAACUGUAAAAGGAAAAACGCCAUAGUCUACCGUACCACCUUUACUGAUGUGCUGCCAGAAGCUAUCAAGCUUGUCAGUGCCAUGAAGGAUUCUAAAAUGAUCAAGUCUGUGGGAAGGAUCCUGUCCAUUUGGGAAGAGAGAAACGUGUAUUCAGAGGAGUUCAUCGGUCAGCUGAGGAACGGCCUAGUUCAGACAGAAGAACCACCAAAAGUUUCAGCUCCCGCCAGCUCCAAAGCCGCCCUGAAAUCCAAGAUUGUGGCUGAGUUUGUGCCCUCAGCGUUUAUCGAGCAUCUGUCCAAGUACAGAAACUCCAUGGAUGACAUUGAGCAAAAAGAGAAACAGUUAGCAGCCAUGCGAGUGGAUGUAUGCAGUACAGAGGCUCUGAAGAAAUUGAAAGACAAGGCAGGAGGUAAGAGGUUCUCCAGAGAUUUUGAAGAUGGGAGCGCAAAGCUUCAGGAGUUUGUCUCUUUUCUGGAUGGUGAGGUCAAAAAAGGACCUCCCUUAAUGGAGGCUCUAGAGAACGCAGACAUAUUCUACGAGAUGCAAUAUAAAGAGGUCAAGAUUGUCGCUAAAGCCUAUGAGACAUUUGCAAACCGAGUUUCACACCUAAAGUGCAAGCUCGAUGCACUGAAGGCUAUGCUUCCUGAUCCAAAUGACUCGCCCAUUCCCUCCCCCAUUGAAGAUGCCCCUUCGCCCACGGGCUCAGAGUCGCCCUUCCAUUCCCUGGGUAAGAUUGGUAUCCCAGACCCAGAGCUGGAUGGACAGGCAAUGGAGGAAGACCUGAUUGCUCUGGGUGAUGCUCCCAGCCCUCUCUCCUCUGUCGGGGGUUCCCCAAAACCUGGUGACCCGUUGGGAGAUAAAGACAAUCGUGACGUAGAGGACAUGGAGCUCUCAGAUGUAGAGGAGACUGAAACACCUGCCAUCAUAGAGGAACGUGUGGUUCCUGCUGUUGAGUCCAAGCCAUCUUCUGUUACUGAGAAUGUCACAGAAUCCUUACAAACUAAGGAAGGCACUCCAACAAAAAAGACCACAGCCCCAUCGGUGACGGGUCCCUCAACAACACAGUCACUGCCAGUGAACCUUGCUGGCGUUGAUCUAGGCAAGAUCAGCUCCAUCCUGAGCACAAUCACAAACGUUAUGAAGAAUUCAGCUGUAGGAGUUAGUCCCGUGUCUCUGUCUUCCCCAAGCGUACCCUCCACUCCAACCUCAACUCUGAAGACGCCCCCUACUGCUUCUCCUUCUGCCAACCCACUGGCCAGCUUUCUCUCUAGGGUGGACAUCAACACCAACACCCUACUCAGUGUCCUAUCCAAAACACAAACCCAAGGUGGUCUUCAGGGUCUUUCGUCUUUACUAAACAACCAGUCUGCAAAGACCACCUCAACUUCAGCUUCAAAUCCUGAAAAACCAUCCCUCACCCCUCCAUUAACAGCACAUGCUCAACCACCUCCUAAAGUCAUACCAACUUCAUCUGGUGACCCAUUGGCCAGAGAUCCUACUCCUCAAGUAUGUGUGGUUCCCAUGUCUACUCAAUCAGAUAUGAUGAAUGAGAAAGUAAAUCCCAGCUCCUCCGUCAACUCCACCCUGGACUCCAAGAUCGACAACCUCCUCCAAGGGCACUCAUGUCUAAAAGGAUUUAAUUUGGGCUUCCCAUCUGUUCUGCCAUGGCCAAAGGGAACUGUUGAUAGCCCCUUAGCAAGUGCAGAGAACCUUGGUGGAACCCCCGUAAGGGACGAGGCUGGUUCCACACCAACUCAAGAUGAGAUUAUGGAUGUCCCAAGAUCAGAGCCCUUUCUGUAUCAACAGGGACAAACAGCGUCUACAGCCACAGCUUUAGAUGCUAAAUCUACACUCUCACUUCCAUCUCGACCAGAACAAAAUUUUCAUUCUGAUCCAAGAUCACAAGCUGGUACAGAAAUUCACCAGAACAUUGGACAAGCAGAAAAGGCCUCCCAAAUCUCAGUGCCCUCUCUCACAGAGGCAGAAGCCAAACGGCAUCAACUUAUCGAAGUAAUGGGUUCUACUUCUGUGCCCAGCAACCAGCAACCUUCAAGCGACAAACCUGGUGCCAUACAUCAGGAGCCGAGGCAAAAUACCUCAAUCAGUGAUGCAGGACGAGAAGGUAACUUGUAUGGUGAGGCGUAUCGAGAUGGUCAAGAGCAGCAAAUGAUGGCCAGCUCGGACGCAUAUGGAGCAAAUUUGUACCACACCCAAGAUACAAGACAGAAUCUUGCCGAGCCUACCUUCUUCACCUCACCUCUACCACCUAUCCCAAACCUUCCGCCUCCACCUCCACCUCAAGACUUCUUGCCUCCAGCUUCUUCCUUGAGGCCAGGCAGUUCUCACAUUCACAUGAAUUUGGAAGAACCUUACAGUGAAGCUGAAGCAGGUGUUGAUGGCUCGUAUGGCCCAAACUCUAACUAUGAUGAGCAUUUAUCUCAUGAGGUUCCAAACAGGGAGCCUUUCCAUCCACAUGGGGAUGGGGCAUCUUAUUCUGCUAUUCCACCAAACCACGUCCCCAAAAUCCCACCCAAUGAGACUGUAGAUUACAACCAUCAACAUCUAACAAGAGUGCCUCUGCAGCACCCUCCAAGUAUGCCACGCCACCACAUUGAGUCUCCUCCUGUAAGGGGCUACCAUGAAGACCGAAGCCCUCCACAACCCUUGGCUGACGAUCCGUACUUUGACCCAUACUAUGAUCAUCCACCUCGUAGCCCCUCUCCACCUCACUAUGACAUGCACUCUGUUUCCCCUCGUGCACAUGAGUAUUUCCCUAAAGAGAUACCACCUCACUAUCCAGAACACAGGGUUCGCCCUCACCUAGAGCAGAGGCCUUGGCCACCCCAUCAUGUCCGUGCGCCUCACCCUGGGCACUAUCCACCACCUCGGCCCCUCCGUCGACCACCACCAGUUCCAUAUGACCAUGUACCACCCUUCCCUAGAGGCAAGCAUCCUGGUCCACCUUUUGGAGGACCUCCUAGAGGUGCUGGUCCUUUUUAUCCUCCUAAAAGGCCUUACCUGCCUCCACGUUACUGAAAUGUUGCUUAUUGUGGUUCUUAAGCUCAAGUGUAGUGUUGAUUGCAUGUCGCAAUGAGCAGUUGAGCUGAACAUGAAGAAGUCCAUGUGCUGUUACAUUGGAUUAUCAGCAAGACAAAAGGUUGGGCAACAGCACAAAAGGGAUGAUGCUUAAUAGCUUCACAAGAUCACAAUAGAGAUAAGAGAUAAUUUAUUCAAGCAACUGGAUAUGCAAGCAGAUAACACCUUGGUGUACAAGUGACUGUCAAGAUCUGAGGAAAAAUGAAGGUAUUAAGAGUGGCAAGAUGAAGUCAAGCAGUACUGGAGCUGAGAAAUGGAAAGUAUCUCUGGCGAGGAAUGCUUGCUGGUGGAAUGACAUGGAAUCUGAAGACAAAGACAAAACAAGAGGUGGUUAUUCUAUUUCACUUCAUUAAUUGUUUAUUUUCCUAUAGUUUUUGAUUCCAGUUCUAUGUAAAGUUAAAAUCAAAGUUUAACACAAAUUGUCCUUUCCCUUGCUUGGAUUGCUCGUGCUCAUGUCUCGCGUAUAUAUUUUUGGAAAAAAUACAAAUGUUUUUUUUGUUUUUUUGGUUCAACAUUUAAUUAAGGCUGAAUGUAAUAUUUUUUUACUAUACAGUUCAGUUCUACUUAUCAAGCUAUGUUGUAAUGCAGAGCUGGUAGUUUUGAUUCACCACAUGUUGUUUUGUACAUGUAAUUAAAUGUACCUCUAACAGGUAGUUAAGCUUCAUUAUCGUCUGUCGUGGAGAAACAACAAUGUAGAGAAAAAGUUAACUUUACAGUUGAGGUAAGACACUGAGGUGUAAAGAGGCAAGCCGUUUUUGCCUAAAAUGGCAGAAGAUGCAGAAGACAAGAAGCUGAUUUAUUAUCGUGAAGAAUCAUCGUGGCCUCCUUCAGUUCCCUGAGGCUUUUACUGUACUGAAUUAAAUAAAGAUGUGUUUGGAAAAAAACCACAGUGGGGGAGUACGGUCUCAACCAUCCUGUCUUUGAUUCUUUUCAUCUCCGUUGCAUCAGUGACUGAUUUCUUUUGCUUUUCUCAGUAUCGCAAAUACAGUACAUAUUCACAUC
Molecule: messenger RNA, 4384 nt
Organism: Myxocyprinus asiaticus (Chinese sucker)
Lineage: Eukaryota; Metazoa; Chordata; Actinopteri; Cypriniformes; Catostomidae
Product: CUGBP Elav-like family member 3
Exons: 10
Coding region: 41-3322 (1093 amino acids)
Biological process (GO): mRNA 3'-end processing; regulation of alternative mRNA splicing, via spliceosome; mRNA splice site recognition
Cellular component (GO): RNA polymerase II, holoenzyme; cytoplasm; nucleus
Molecular function (GO): mRNA binding; RNA polymerase II complex binding
Source: RefSeq, a predicted model, not a curated record